This is a messenger RNA of Hymenoscyphus albidus, 1587 nucleotides long. The record is from the annotation of a GenBank genome assembly. Lineage: Eukaryota; Fungi; Ascomycota; Leotiomycetes; Helotiales; Helotiaceae.
AUGGCUGGUUUACAGAAAUCCGACAGAGACAGACGUCCGUCAUUCAAUUCCGGUAAACUGGUCCGCUCGCAGAAGAUUAUCCAGCUCGACCCUUCUGAUACAAAACAUCCAGAUAUUCCCGAAGACUCAGAGCCGCCACGAGAGGCUCGAGAGCAUGCCUCCUCGAACCGCAGUCAUACGCCGGGCCAUCUAUCAACCAAGAGCCAGGACCGGCGAAAGAAGGCAUCCGACCUGGCCCUACGUCAACGCUCCCAGUCACUCCACCAAACACAAAAGGAGGAUUCUCACGAGUCUUCCAAAACGGCCAGGUCGCCAUCUGUCCAUACAAACAAUGACAAACCACCACCCAGACCAGACAACCCCCUCUCGCCAGCAGUCACAAGUAUCUCUACUACCCCUUUGGCACACGUAACUUCAAUGGGCUCACGUCCAAAUAACCUGCGUUCGACGUCUGCAAUAGCAGCCAAACCCAGACUCCCCGAUGGCACCCCGUCUCCGUCACCUGCACGAAAUACUACUCCAGCUCAACGUCCUGCACGCGGUCCCCACGUUGCUUUUCCCCCUUUGCCCGACCCGAAGACAGCACCAGAUGUGCAGCCUGCUCCUGCAAGUGGCAUGUACUGGUCGCGUGCCCCGGUUUCCGGAGCUCCUCAUACCGCCCUGCGAGCACAUACGAGUACAUUGGUUGGGUCAAAUAUUUACAUAUUUGGUGGCUGUGAUUCUCGGAGUUGUUUCAACGAACUAUAUGUGCUGGAUGCUGAUGCGUUUUACUUCUCAAGCCCCUUUGUUUGUGGAGACAUACCCGUGCCUUUACGAGCAAUGACAUGUACAGCGGUCGGGAAGAAGUUGGUGGUCUUUGGAGGGGGUGAUGGACCAGCUUAUUAUAACGAUGUCUACGUGCUGGAUACCGUCAACUUCAGAUGGAGUAAGCCGAUAAUAGGGGGAGAACGGCAGCCCAGUAAACGAAGGGCGCACACGGCAUGUUUAUACCGCAACGGAAUCUACGUGUUCGGAGGAGGUGAUGGAGUUCGUGCUUUGAACGACGUAUGGAGACUUGAUGUUGCAGACACCAAUAAAAUGUCAUGGAAACUCAUUUCGGCCCCCUCCUCGGGUUCGAUAGAGGACAAAACGAAACCCAAAGCUCGAGGGUACCACACAGCCAACAUGGUUGGUAGCAAGCUUAUUAUAUUUGGUGGAUCGGAUGGCGGGGAGUGUUUUCGAGAUGUAUGGGUAUUUGAUGUGGAAGCACUCACCUUCUCUCCAGUGCAUAUUCCCCUCUCAUAUCCUCGACUUUCACAUACGGCUACAAUUGUCGGAUCAUACCUCUUUGUGAUAGGGGGACAUGACGGGGUGGAAUAUUCAAAUGAGGUGUUACUGUUGAACCUAGUAACCAUGGUAUGGGACAAACGAAAAAUAUAUGGGCAACCCCCUAAACCUCGAGGUUACCAUGGAGCUGUACUACACGAUAGCCGACUUGUCGUUGUGGGUGGGUUUGACGGUGGCGAAGUAUUCGGGGAUGUUCAGAUUUUGGAGUUGGCGGUUCAUGCCUAUUAUAGCCAAAUUAGUCAUUUUAGUAUUGAUGUUUAG